AUGUGCUACCAUCCCGAUUCAUUUUACUCUUGCAUUUGGUCUUCUUCUUAUGAUAGCGAUAUUACACACAAAGGACUGGUUUCAUUAGACGAGCUGAAUGAGAAUGUUUUCAAAAAGCUUGGAUAUGAUAUUCUCGAACCGACUAUCCCCGUUCCAACUCUCCGGAUGACCAAUGAACCAACAUGUGAGACGGUAUUUUCCGAAUGGAAGAGAAUCUCAGAGCUUCCACAGCCAGAGUACCCACCGAAGGAGAUCCCAUCCGACCGUAUGGAUGAGUUCUUGCUUUACAAUUACACAGCCAUGAACAAGUGGUACAUAAACGACAAGAAUUCGGACAAGGGUGAGAGACCAAGAAAUUGGGAUAAACUUUCGGAUAUGAUCAAGUGGCCCAGGCAGAAAUUGGGAGGAUUGGCAUAUGGAACAGACGGAGUUUCCAUAUAUGAUGCAAUGAAGUUUCAUCGUUUGGAUGGAAAGAGUGGAGUUGUCAUUGGAAGUAUGCAACCAUGGGUGGAAGUUUCAGCUCUUGUGCAUGGAGCAUCGAAAGUUCUGACUGUAGAAUACAAUAAACUAGAAAUACAGGAGGAAUUCAGAGAUCGAAUGUCUUCGAUUCUUCCCAUCGAAUUUGUGUCGAAUUGGCAAAAAUACGCAGACAAAUUUGACUUCGCUGCAUCCUUCUCAUCCAUCGAGCAUUCUGGAUUGGGAAGAUAUGGAGACCCAAUCGAUCCAAUAGGGGAUUUGAGAGAAAUGCUCAAAAUUAAAUGCAUCCUCAAACCAGGAGGUCUUCUAUUCCUUGGAGUUCCAUUGGGUACUGAUGCUAUUCAAUACAACGCUCACAGUAUCUACGGAUCCGUUCGACUUGCAAUGAUGUUCUACGGAUAUGAGUGGCUUGGAACAUUUUCUGGAAAUACUGAGCAACCGAAUGACCUCACUGCAGAACGACUUCAUUCGAGAAACAUCUUCGGAAUGACCCAAAACACUAUUGUUUUGAGAAAACUUUAA
Caenorhabditis briggsae is the source of this 999-nucleotide messenger RNA. The transcript is spliced from 8 exons. The record is from RefSeq and is a predicted model, not a curated record. NCBI's taxonomy places the organism in Eukaryota, Metazoa, Nematoda, Chromadorea, Rhabditida, Rhabditidae. The coding region runs from base 1 to 999 and encodes 332 amino acids.